Messenger RNA from Harpegnathos saltator (Jerdon's jumping ant), 745 nucleotides. Its product is annotated as dynein regulatory complex protein 8. Lineage: Eukaryota; Metazoa; Arthropoda; Insecta; Hymenoptera; Formicidae. The transcript has 5 exons. The record is from RefSeq and is a predicted model, not a curated record. Bases 9 to 653 code for a protein of 214 amino acids. Gene Ontology annotation, molecular function: calcium ion binding.
CUUCUCAAAUGCAUCGAUCCUUUGCAUUAGCCUCCACGCCCCCCAGAAGAAGUAUUUCCGAAAAACGUAUAACUAGACGAGAAACUUUAAGAUUGUCUGUUGAACCAACGUUAUUAGAAAGAAGAUUGUGCGAAGCAUUUGACGUGUUUGAUAAUGCUAGAAGUGGAGAAGUAGAUGUUAGAGAUUUGGGAACUAUAAUCAGGGCAUUGGGAUGUGUCAUCACUGAAGCUGAGUUACAAGAAAUACAAGUGGAAGUCGAAGACGUGGAAAAUAAUUGCGUGCCACUAAACAGAUUUGUAGAAUACAUGCGCAAAGCGAUCAAUGAACGCAAGUUUAAGCCAGCAGAACCUGAAGAUUUGUUCAAAGCAUUUCAAUUAUUAGAUCCUGAAAAUCGUGGGUAUAUUAUGAAAGAUGAUUUACAAAAAGCAAUUAUGGAAAUUGGAGAGCCGUUUACAAAAGAAGAAGUAGCUGACAUGAUGGCUGUAGCUUGUGAUGCGGAAACUGGGAAAAUUAAUUAUGAGCAUUAUAUUAAUUUGUUAAUCGCAAAAAUUCCCGAAGAUCUUAAUGUAUAUAGCAUUGUUGAUAAAAUAGAUGCUGCGAGACUAGCUGCACCUAAAAAACGCAGAUUGAAAAGUAUAUUUUAUAAGGACUAAAUAUUCUAUAAGGAUUGUGUGUGACUAAAGAAUUUUACCAAAAGUAACUUAUGAACAGAUUAACAUAUGCAAACAAUAUACUAACAUUUUUU